Molecule: messenger RNA, 1017 nt
Organism: Micromonas pusilla CCMP1545
Lineage: Eukaryota; Viridiplantae; Chlorophyta; Mamiellophyceae; Mamiellales; Mamiellaceae
Exons: 1
Biological process (GO): rRNA processing
Cellular component (GO): preribosome, small subunit precursor; cytoplasm; nucleolus
Molecular function (GO): snoRNA binding
Source: RefSeq, a predicted model, not a curated record
GACGGCGACGACGACGACGACGACGACGCGAGGGGGGACGACGCGGCGGCGUACGAGGGCGACGUCGAGGUGUCGCCCGAGGACGAAGCCGCGCUCGCGGCGUUCAUGGCGCCGAAAUCCGGGAAGGAGCGCACGCUCGCGGACAUCAUCCUGGAUAAGAUCAAGGAGAAGGAGCGAGGCGGCGGCGGCGGCGGGGAUCGAACCGGCGGCGACGACGACGAGAUGGACGCCCGGGCCGCGGUCCCCGCGGGGAUGGACGAGAAGGUGGUGGACGUGUACCGUCAAGUGGGCGACCUUCUGAAGCGAUACACCACGGGGAAGAUACCGAAGGCGUUUAAGAUCAUCCCCGCGCUGUCGAACUGGGAGGAGGUGCUGUACCUGACGUCCCCGGAGAAGUGGUCGCCGCACGCGAUGUAUCAGGCCACGCGUCUGUUCGCGUCCAACUUGAACGCGAAGAUGGCGCAGCGGUUUUACUCGUUGGUGUUGCUCCCGCGCGUGAGAGACGACAUCGCGGAACACAAACGCCUGCACUUCGCGCUGUAUCAGUCGCUGAAGAAGGCGACGUUCAAGCCCGCGGCGUUUUACAAGGGCAUACUGAUCCCGCUGUGCGCGUCGAGGACGUGCACGCUGAGAGAGGCGGUGGUGUUGUCGUCCGUCUUGACGCGCGGCGCGAUUCCGAUGUUGCACUCCGCGGCGGCGCUUCUUAAGCUCGCGGAGAUGCAGUACGCGGGCACGACGAGUUUCUUCAUUCGCGUGCUGCUGGAUAAGAAGUACGCGCUGCCGUUCCGCGUCAUCGACGCGCUCGUGGACCACUUCCUCCGGUUCAAGAAAGAGACGCGGCAGCUGCCCGUGGUGUGGCAUCAGUCGUUGCUCUGUUUCGUGCAGCGAUACAAGAACGAGAUACGAGCGGAGGACAAGCUUCUGAUUCGCAAGCUCGCGGACCUCCAGCACCACUACCUGAUAUCUCCGGAGGUGAAGCGCGAGCUGUCGCAAGGCCGGAGCCGCGGGGAGAAGGAC